UAUAAAUCCUGAUCAAGGAAAUGAGCCGAAACAAGGUUGAGGGCAGUCCCCACUGGUGCAAAGUGAAACAAACCGUCGCACACACAACAGAUAACUCACCGCAGAUGGAACCUAUAAAGUCUUUUGGCUCACUCCACUCCCUCCAGCAGCAUUAACGGUCCCGAACUGCAGCAGCCAUCGAAAUGUCUUACAUCGGCCAAUGCAACUGUGCGAGUGUGCGCAUCAACUUACCCCAACAGCCUGCCAACUCGGUGAUAUGCCAUUGCACGAACUGUAAAAAAGCCGGGGGCGGACUCUUCUCGGUCAAUUAUCUCGUUGAUGAAAAUGACAUGACCGUGGAGGAUCCCAAUGGGGUGAAGAAGGUUUAUCAGGACCCGAACACUCGGUCUGGGAAUAAUAUCUCGCGUCACUUCUGCUCAAGCUGUGGGAGUCCGUUGUAUACGCUCACGCCCGGAAGGCCUGGGAAGGCAUUCUUGAAGGCGCCGCUGUUCGAGAGCAUUGCUCCUCCGAGUAUGGCGGUGUUUGAGGAGAAGCAGGAGGCGUGGGCGAAGGUUCAUCUGUGAUGAUGGUGGUCAUGUUGAUUGUAGAGUAGUAAUUGGGUGCGCAGGUGUAGGGAACCAUAAUUGAACCCAGAUCUACCGUCUAGGUACUAAGUGUUUUGACUGUACGUACCAUGGAUGAGCGAUGGACGAUAAGAGGGGGAAAUCCCAGAUAAGAAACCCGGCCUUUGCCAAAACGCGGGGGAUCGGAG
This is a messenger RNA of Aspergillus fijiensis CBS 313.89, 751 nucleotides long. Its product is annotated as GFA family protein. The transcript is spliced from 5 exons. Gene Ontology annotation, molecular function: carbon-sulfur lyase activity. NCBI's taxonomy places the organism in Eukaryota, Fungi, Ascomycota, Eurotiomycetes, Eurotiales, Aspergillaceae. The record is from RefSeq and is a predicted model, not a curated record. The coding region runs from base 183 to 563 and encodes 126 amino acids.